UGUCUUCUGUUUUGACUUCAAAAUGACAGAAAUGGUUUCUACAGAAAUGGUACAACAGAUGUGCUAAUGGUCAGCAACGUUUAUUUAGGAACGAGACCAUUGUGUUUGAAAUCUUCUUUGCAAACAAUAGCCUCUGAACUGAGUUGUUUACAUCAGUAGGACGUAUACUAUCUUAUGCAUGCACAGUUUUGUGACACAAGUAUUUCUCUGCAAGAGUUCGCCACCAGGAAAAAGUUACAACUGUUUAGUCCUGCUUGAAAGCGUCCAGUUAUCAUCAAUCGCUUCGUCAAUUGUAAAUCAGAGAAAAAUGAGACGGUGAAAUUGUUACAUUAUUCUACCGCAAGAAGAGUUGUAAAAGUUUAAGGGUUUUGUAAUCAAGUGCCUCACAGUCUUGGAUUUGCAAGUGUUUAUCUGGUACCGGCUGGUUUAGACUUAAAUGAAUUUUUAGUCGUAGUUGCCGAGGUUUAUGUAGAACAAGGAGAUGGUUGGUUAACUCCAUGAACUUCUAGAAAGGAUUCUCAUUAACGCCGCCACGGGAUACUACAGUUUAACCGACGGGACAAAUUAUGGAUCGAAUAGGACCAAUUCUAACUUCUUUGUUGGGGCCGGACAAGACAGAAGGCAGUCGUGGCAACGCGUAGCGUCUUAAAGAUCUAAAGCAAAUAUUCCUUUCAAUUCGACGAAAUCUUCAUCAACGUGAACUCAUUCCAAAGUCGUACUUACAAAGCUGUCGUUAGAAAUGAUGAAUUCUAAACAGCUUUUGCUUGAGUUAAAGUAGGUUUUAAGUUCUGUGCUAAAUUGAAGAGGCUGUCUACUCCCGAUAAUUGGGAUCAGUCCAGUCAAGCUCGGUUUUUUUUUAACAUUAUCAAAGAUGCCAAUUUCUUCUUAUCAUGGAUUGAGGAAGAAUUCUGUCCCGGCGACGCCGUGGAACAGCACAAGAAGUUCACCUCAUAAAAACCUUUCUCGUAAUAACUCAACGUCUUACAACUCAAACAAAAGACUCCUUGGUUUGCCAAGAUUAUGGAGUCACGAGGAAAAUAUGAUAGACGACGAACAAGGCCACGGAGAUAAAUAUUCCAAGAGUUGUCCUUCCUCAAUUGUUCAUAGUUCAAGAAUAUCUUCGGUCAGCUCUCGACCUAGAAGCGCUCGUUUGGCGGCUGAUAGAAGACUAAAAAGACGAGAUACAUUUCCAAAGUUUACAAGCGAAUUUCAUCGCAUUGAAAGUCGGGAAUAUAGAAGAAGCAAGAGUGAUCCAUCAAUUCUUGCAGAGAAGAAGCGAAGGAAAAGUAGUAGUUUUUCGAGUCCAAAAAGGCCAUCAACUUUAUGGACUGUGGGUAAGAGGCAAGAAAAACCUAAUUCGUCCUCGACAUGCAGAAAAAAGGUCAACAAUAGCGUCACUCCAUCUUCUUUAUCCUCGCCCGACGGGAGUUUAAAUGGCGGAUUGUCGAAGAAGCGCCCAAAUCAAGGAGAUAGGGUCGUAUGCAUACUAAAUAAGAAACCUCAACUUGGCCUCCUGAAAUAUAUAGGGAGAACACAUUUUGCCGAGGGCGAAUGGUGUGGGAUUGUGUUAGACGAAGCCUGUGGCAAAAACGACGGUUGUGUUCGUGGAGUGCGUUAUUUUCGAUGCAAGAAUAAACACGGGAUAUUUGUACAUUCGCACAAAGUUAGAACUGCCGAUGACAUUACACUGUCGCGAUUAAACCUGAUAGAAAGCCCUUGCAGUCCACAAUUACCGGAAAAGAAGAAUAAAAAAGGUAAUCAGAGCGAGCAAAGCAUGUCUUCUGGUGAUGUGAAAGUAAUGCGCACAAAUAAUUGCGGGGUUUCUAAACAGGGAGACAUUAACAAGCCGAUGAAACAAACGAGAAGACACCGGUCUGUCUCUUUGGAUCGAUAUCUGUUCCUAAAAGCCAAGCAACUGGCGAAGGGUUUAAAUAUAUUUUUACACAAUGCGGAAAAGAGCGGGAAAAGGAACACCUGGGAACAGAAUUGUGUUAAUCGCUCGCGUUCGAUGCCUAAAAUUUUCAAGGAAAAUUUCCCUGACUCAAACGAGUAUUACUUGAGCAGUGACAUGGGUGAUUUGGAGAAUAAUGUUUGGAACGAGAAAACGGCAUUUGAUGCUGUGAAUAAAGAACACAUCUCGGUUGGAGAUGAUCCCAAUAAGCCUUUAAAGAUGACAGGUGUUCUUGACUUGCCAAGAGAUGGAAUAAAUAAUUUAGCAGGAGAUCUUCAGGGAACUCUUUUUGCACAGUCUUCAUUGGAGAAUUCCUCAAAUGAACAGAAUGGUGUUCAACCAAGUAAAGAUAACAUUUCUACCAACGGAGAGAAAAUUGCCCUUCACAAGAAAGUGGGACAUGCUGUUUCCUUGGACACUCAUUUCAUGAUCCAGAAAGGACACUUAACUAUAACAUCAAAUUCUGAGAACAGUGAAUACACAUGUGCAUCCCAUCUCUCUGCCAAAGAGGAUCCCUUUAUUCAAGGAAGAUAUUGCAGCUGUCCAAGCCUGGACUGUGCUGAUCAUUUUUCAGAAGCUAUAACAGCCUGCCUGGAUUUGGGGCGUAGAGAAAGGCCUAUCAUUCCUGAAGUUGAGAAUGAGAAUAGAAGCGAAACUGGCAAUUCUGCUAAGCUACUAGGCAAAGACCAAACUCAACAGAAACAUCCUCAUGCGCAAUCUGACACACUGCGGAAAAUGUCUGACAGCAAUGAAUUGGUGAAUGGGGAAUCUCUGAUUUGUAGAGAUACUGAAUCAACACAGUUGAGAAGUUGGCCUUGUUUGACAUCAACUCCUAAAAAACCUCUGAGGAGAUGUAGCAGUAGCAGUGAUAUUAACACUGAAAGUACCCUCAAUAGAAGUGGAGAUUAUGAUGUGGUGUUUGAUGAUGAUAUUCUGUCGAUAUUGGCACCUGUUAAGCCAAUACCUAAUAAUACAGUGAAAAGGCCCCUUGUUCUAACUUGUGUUGACAGUUUGUCACAAGCCAGUGUUAUCAAGGCUGCUAACAAAACAAUUAAAUCCCAAGAUCAAGUGGUAGAUACAGGUUCUAACUACACAGAUAGUCUCUCCGGAUCACAAGCCUCAUUGUCAUCGACUGGAACAAGUGACGGCAAAGGAAAAAAGAUGUCUGCAACAAAAAGAAUCCCUAGCUCUCUCAAAGCUCCCAAGUCCAAAGCAACAUCAAUACCAACAAGAGGUAACAGCACAUCAAAAACAACACAACAGAAGCAGUCUAGGCUAGAACAAAUACGUCAACAGCAAAAUAAAAAAGUUAACUUAUCAUCUGAGGGUAAAUUUUCAAACAGAACUGGGCCUAAUACAGGACACAAGCAGGAAGUUAAAAUACAGAAACGACACACUCUGGCUACAAUACCUGACCCGAAAUCAUUUGUACCUCGUCCAACAGUCAGUAAAAGACCAAUAAGUGGUGAGGUCAUAGAGCAUUCACCCAAAGAGGAAUCUAAAACCUCAAAACUUCCUGUUAAGAAGCUAAGCACACCAUCACAGAUUUCAAAACCAGCAGCAGCUGCCAAACUGGAAAAGAAAACAGACAGUGCCGCUGUUCAGACACGGCAUAAUACUGUAGGAAGUCGACCGCCAGUAACCGCUGCUGUGAAGAGAGAAUCUGGCUUGGCUAGGUCAGAUUCAAGUGCACGGAAACCUAGCAGGACAGCCCUUCCACAGAAGACUACAGGCAAAGAGAAAGUAAUGGCUAUUAAUGGUGGACAGAAGUCUAUAAGAGAACAAACUCCAGGGUCACUUCAAGGAUCAAAAGGGUCAUGUACAACAGUUGGGUCAAAACUGCAAACAUCAAAUGUGAGGAGAUCUCACAGUUCUACUAAAGAGAAAACACAGGCACCCUCAAAAGCAGUCAACAGACAGACAGCAUCAGCCUCAUCCAAUAAAAAGCCCCUGCAAGUUGUAAAACAACAUACAAAACAAACUCCAGCAAGUCAAAAGCAGGGGUCCUCAAAACUGCCCAGAAAGAUUUCAGGACAGCUUAGCAAUGCUAGCGACAGUGUAUCGGUAACAAGCAGCAUCAGAGACCAAGAUCACCUAGAUGACUUCAUUGAUUCUGAGGGUGAUACGGUAUCUGUCCACUCUGACACUUUCAGCCAUAGUGCAAGAGAUUUCUCAAGCAGAAAUUCACAGCAAGACAACUUUUCUCUUGAGGGAGACACUGCUUUGCACAACUUAGAUGAAAAUGAUGGUUCUACAACAAUGGUACUUGCCAGUUCUCCACUAGAAGUACCCUGCAGAACAAUGCCACCGGAUAUUUUAAGUGAGACACCAUACCUGAUAAAGCAUUCUGUUGGAAUUCAGGUGGAGGAUACAAGUCAUUUAAAAGCUAUUGAGGAUGUCAAGGAGAAAGCACAGCAUCUCAGUGAGCUUUUGAAACACAGGACGGAUCUCUGCAGCCAGCUAAAGGAUCAAAUUGACAACAAUAGUAAUGACUUUGUGGCAGCAUCUCUGCUGAUUCUGACUACUUCACGUAAGCUGGUUUGGUGUCAAAAGUACAGCAAUCAGCUCCAAAGGAAAAUUGAAUCAACUUUUCAGGAGAUGAAAGUCAUUCAGGAGAAACUUGUUGAAGAGGAAGCAAAUUGUGUCAAGCUACAAGAAGAGAUGAUGUACCAGAGAAGUGAACAUGCAGUUGCUAUUGAAACCUUAAAGGCCGACUAUGAAAACCUGCUAGAGGAGACAAGCUCAGAGCUCAAGCGUAAACACGAGGGAGAAAUUCAGUUAGCUAUUGAAACUCACAGAUCACAAGUACAUGAAAUGAAGGAAGAGCAGGAGAAACAGGUGGCACAAAUGAGGAAGACUCAUGAUGAACUCGUAGCAUCCUUAAAGGACAAGCAUCAAGAUGAAAUUGCUGACUUAGAUAGCAAACACUCUAGUGCAGUUGAUGAGCUUGUUGAGGAACACCAAGUGGAAAUAGAAACCAUCAAAGCAGAUUAUGAAGAACAGCAGUCAGAAAUGAAGGAAAAAUAUGACAAGCUACUGAGUGAGCAUGGUUCAUUGAACAGAAAGUUUCAGCAGCUUCAGGAUGAUAAUCAAAGGGAUAUUGAGACCCGAAUACAGGAAGCCAUCAAAAAGUAUGAGUCUUUGCCAGCUGAACUUGAAAGCUUAAAAGCCGUGCUGGAAAUGAAGAACGAAGAGAUAAGGCAGUUGAGGAAGGAGAAAAUGGAGAAGCAUCUGGAGUUGGAGAAACUUGAAGAUGUCAAAGCAAAAACAAAGAAACUUCAGCAAGAAAAUGAGUCGUUAUCUUUUGUGGUGGAGACAAAGUCAAGGUUUGAGAGGCAACUUUCUGUUGAGCGAGACACAUUAAGGAAUAGUUUGGAAAGGGAGUCAGCCAAAAGCAAGAGACUUUCCUUGGAAAAUGAAGAAUUACAGUGGCGUCUGGUCAAUAGCACGAGUCCUCCAUGUACACCAACUGAUGAGGGUGGUCCAUUCUCAAUAGCAAAACAAAAUAGUAAUCGCCUCUCAGCUAGUUUCCCUGAUGUUGAAAGCAUAGAUGAAUAGGAAAUUAAAAGCCAAUGUUUCCAGCUGAAUAUGUAAUGGUUCAAUUCAUCCCAACAACUUGCUAAUAGACAUUAUUUACUAUUAUACGAAAACAAGAAUGUGCAACUAGGCAGGGUAGAAAAUGUCAAAGAAAGUAAGUUAUUGCUUUGCCUGUCAUUCUUCCAUCCAGUACUGCAAUGGCACGGAGAUAGAUGAAUAUUAAUAUGUAAAUGUCUAUAAAAAAAAAAAAAAA
Stylophora pistillata is the source of this 5741-nucleotide messenger RNA. RefSeq lists its product as uncharacterized. Gene Ontology annotation, cellular component: nucleus; cytoplasm. Gene Ontology annotation, molecular function: microtubule binding. The record is from RefSeq and is a predicted model, not a curated record. NCBI's taxonomy places the organism in Eukaryota, Metazoa, Cnidaria, Anthozoa, Scleractinia, Pocilloporidae.